Eucalyptus grandis is the source of this 1523-nucleotide messenger RNA. RefSeq names its product DNA polymerase zeta processivity subunit. The transcript is spliced from 7 exons. The record is from RefSeq and is a predicted model, not a curated record. NCBI's taxonomy places the organism in Eukaryota, Viridiplantae, Streptophyta, Magnoliopsida, Myrtales, Myrtaceae. The coding region runs from base 297 to 914 and encodes 205 amino acids. Gene Ontology annotation, cellular component: zeta DNA polymerase complex.
UUCGGUGACGAACAUCUCGCCGAAAGAUUUGUGAGCUAGUGUUCCGCUCGGAAUUAAUUGAUUGGAAAGCGAGCUGACGGCAGGAUUGCCGGAAGGGGAGGGGGUUUCGGGCGCAGAAGAGGUCGCCAUUUGGGGGGUCAAUUACACCAGCCAAAACAGGUCAAAAUGAGUUAAAUGGGUAUAUCCAAGUCAAACCAGUUCUGAACCCACCUAUUUGCAACUGCCAGUUUAUAGACCCAUUGUAUACAUCAGCAUUUCUAUUAUUAGCUGGUGCAGGAGACAGAGAGUGAACCCUUAUGGAUCGAAGAGAGAAUCAAUCUCCCCAAGGUGAGACUGCGCGUAUUCUGGUAGAAUUCUUAGAGGUUGCCAUCACAUCCAUUGUUUACCUCAAGGGACUCUAUCCUUCCGGUGCCUUUGAGAGGAGGAGAUAUUUGAAUUCGGUAGUCCAUAGAGCUCAGCACCCUCAACUGAGGAAUUAUAUCCAUAUGUCUGUAUCAGGGCUUCAACCUUUCAUUGAAAAGGGACUGAUAGAGAGAAUAGCUGUUGUGUUCUUUGACACCGAGAAUGUCCCCCUGGAGAGAUUCAUUUUCAAGCUCUCAGUAAACCAGUCAUGCGGCUCAAUGGUGGAAGAUGCUGACCUAGAAUUUUCUCUUAGAUCAUUUUUGAUCAAGUUGUCUGUGUCCCAACCACUGACUAGUGCUCUUUCUCAAGAUUGCAGGUGGGAGAUUGUAGGUUACUUUCGGAUGCUUCCUCAGGCCGAUAUGGGCAACACUGCUGCAUUGUGGAUCCCAACGGAUACAAAGCAGUGGCAGCAGCCUCCACUUAUAACCCCCAUCAAGUCAAUGAGUAGUGAACCUUUGAAUGUUCAGUUAUAUUUGGAGCAUCCAAGUUUAUCCAAGACGAUGAAGUCCUAGGUUAAACCACUCAUGACGUUAUGCGUAACAUGUAAAUCAGUUGUCACUAAGUAGAAUUUUACAACUUCUUUGGAUCUGAUGGGAAUAAUAUGUUGAUAGAUUUUGCCAAUAUAUGCAUUUUCUCCACCAAUAUAUUGCUGGGUCCUAUUUUUUAGUUCAUUUCUGAGUUCUAUUUAUCUGUUAUGGAGUCAUUUGGUUUCUCAGGUACGAUGUCGGGCACAAACUAGGGGCAGCAUUCCUUGAGCUCUGCACGACCUUUGGCACCAUAAUUAUUCUGAUCUUUGGGUCCUGGGUCUCCGGAAGCUGAACUUGUUGCCAAUAUAGCUCAAUGAGUCCCUCCAUCUGAGAAAACUAAGCAUGGAGGAAGACCGAGGAUUAGAUUUUUGCAGCUGCUCAACGUUUUUUGAUCAAAUGCGUUGUGUUUGUUUUCUAUGUCAUGUUUUGUAUUCAACAUCUGUCUUGAGGUGGAUUCACUGUGGGAAGAAUCUGAUUUACUCCCACCGGAGGGAGUCUGGCUAUUCCUUGUCGGAGCAAUUUCUCUAUUGUUCUUGAAGCGUUUGAAUUGGAGCUUAAUCUACGGAAGACAGACCAGAGCUUAUAUUCGUUGAA